Molecule: messenger RNA, 2986 nt
Organism: Arabidopsis lyrata subsp. lyrata
Lineage: Eukaryota; Viridiplantae; Streptophyta; Magnoliopsida; Brassicales; Brassicaceae
Product: CRS2-associated factor 2, chloroplastic
Exons: 6
Coding region: 1167-2864 (565 amino acids)
Biological process (GO): Group II intron splicing
Molecular function (GO): RNA binding
Source: RefSeq, a predicted model, not a curated record
UCAAACCUCACUGUUAACAUAAAAGAGAAGCUUUGAAAUCAAGAUAAGACUACAAAGACAACACAUGUUAAGGGUCUAACACACAUGCUAUCAAUAUCUGAGAGAAUCUAAAACCUAUCUUAGCAAACAAGUUACCAGAGCCGACAACAACAAAACUUAAGACAUUAAUGGUGUAACAAUAUGAUCAGAAUCGACAUAAGGGGUAGAUUUCGCCUUCCACUAAUCCAUACUAAAACUAAAGCAAUGUAGCAAAUCAUUGGUUCAACACAACAUCCUAAUUCUACAGCCACAAUUCACCAUUUCCACAUCAGUCCAAGCAUAAUAAAACAAAAAAAAAUUGAGCAAAUUUCUAAUCAAAGAUAAUAUAAUGUAUUAAUGGAAUAAUAAAAACCAUCCCUCAAUAGAACAAAACCAUCUCAAAAUAUCUGAAUUAAAAUUCCAAAGUAAAAAAGAGAUAGAAAAAAAAAACAUAACCUAACCCAAUCAUCAUCACUCUUCAUCAGCCUUCUUGAACACGUAAGUAGUUCCACAUUUCCCACAAUAAUGUCUAUCAAAAUGACUCGCCAUGAAAGUUCCAGGACCACAGCUAACAGAAGGACACUCUUUCCUCAACCUCUGAACUUUUCCACUUCCAUCAACCUUGUAAAACUGCAAAACCGCUAGCUUCACUUUCUUAUGCUUAUGCUUAAUCUUCUUAGGUUUCGUGUACGUCUUCUUCUUCCUCUUCUUCGCACCUCCUCUCAGACGAAGCACCAAAUGAAGCGUCGACUCUUUCUGAAUGUUGUAAUCAGCGAGUGUUCUUCCAUCUUCCAAUUGUUUUCCGGCGAAGAUUAACCGUUGCUGAUCCGGUGGGAUUCCUUCUUUGUCUUGAAUCUUCGCUUUCACAUUGUCGAUUGUGUCUGAUGAUUCAACCUCUAGGGUUAUUGUCUUCCCCGUUAGGGUUUUCACGAAGAUCUGCAUUUUCUUGUUUCGCUCGAAGAAAAACGCUGAGAGUGAGAAACAAUGGCUUUUAUAUCAAUGAAAUUAGGGUUACAAGCACAUGAAUAAUGGGCCUGGACUUAGGCCCAAUUUAAGAAAUAAAGCCCGUAAUGAUUAAAACGAUGUCGUCUAAAGGAUAAAGUUUGAAAACUACUAAAACUCUCAUCUUCUUCAUUGAAUCAGUAUCAAUGGCGAUUGUAGCAUCACUACGAGACAUUAAUCUCUUCUCUUCACUUCCUUCAACACCUCCAAUGGCGGAUUCAUCAUCAGGAACUUUCCGGCCAGCUCCGCCGAUACCAAUUCCCAAAUACGCACCAUCCACUAGAAAUCGUAAUCGGAAAACUAAUCAUCAAAUUCAAACCGAUACACAGACGAAGAAACCACAAUCAAAUCCAGCUUUAAAGCUUCCGCAUCACCGAACCAGAUACUACAAACCGGUUAAGGAAGGAGUUAUCUCUUCAGACGGCGACCGCACAAUCGUAAUUGGCGAAUCCGGUGUCUCGUACCAGCUUCCCGGUGCGCCGUUCGAGUUUCAGUUCAGUUACUCUGAGACACCGAAAGCUAAACCGGUUGGGAUUCGUGAACCGGCGUUUAUGCCGUUUGCGCCACCGACGAUGCCGAGACCGUGGACAGGGAAAGCACCGUUGAAGAAAUCAAAGAAGAAGAUUCCGUUGUUUGAUUCCUUUAAUCCACCGCCGGCGGGAAAAUCUGGGGUUAAGUAUGUGGAAAUGCCUGGGCCGUUGCCGUUUGGGAGGUAUCCAAAGGAAGGAAUGAAUAGAGAAGAGAUUUUAGGAGAGCCAUUGAAGAAAUGGGAGAAAGGAAUGUUGAUUAAGCCUCAUAUGCAUGAUAAUCGUCAGGUUAAUUUAGGAAGAGAUGGAUUUACACAUAAUAUGUUGGAAUUGAUACAUUCGCAUUGGAAGAGACGACGUGUUUGUAAAGUUCGAUGUAAAGGAGUUCCUACUGUGGAUAUGGAUAACGUGUGUCGUGUUCUUGAGGAAAAGACAGGAGGAGAGAUUAUUCACAGAGUUGGAGGUGUGGUGUACCUCUUCAGGGGUAGAAAUUACAAUUAUCGCACACGUCCGCAAUACCCGUUGAUGUUGUGGAAACCAGCAGCUCCUGUUUAUCCAAAGCUCAUUCAAGAAGUUCCUGAAGGAUUGACCAAAGAGGAAGCUCUUGAGUUCAGGGUGAAGGGCAAGUCUCUUAGGCCUAUAUGCAAGUUGUCUAAAAAUGGAGUCUACGUAUCGCUAGUCAAGGAUGUUAGGGAUGCCUUUGAACUGAGUCCCUUGGUGAAAGUCGACUGCCCAGGACUUGAACCAAGUGAUUAUAAGAAAAUAGGCGCUAAACUUAAGGAGUUAGUUCCAUGUGUGCUUCUGUCUUUCGAUGAUGAGCAAAUACUCAUGUGGAGAGGACGAGAUUGGAAGUCGCGGUUUGUAGACAAUCCUUUAAUUCCAAGCCUUUCUGAAACCAACAUAGCAAACGAACUUGAUCCCUCAGACAAACCCAGUGACGAACAAACUGUGUCUGAUCCAAGUUCAACGAUCUCAAGCCCCAAAAUGAUCUCGCUCUGGAAACGAGCAUUGGAAUCGUCCAAGGCGGUGAUUCUUGAAGAGCUUGACCUUGGUCCGGACGAUCUAUUGAAGAAGGUGGAAGAGUUAGAAGGCACUUCACUGGCUGCAGAACACAGUUACACAGCUAUGGUCUUGUCAAAUACUGAUGGUGCAGCAGAGGAUUACGUUGAUGACAAGGACCGGUCCGAAGAGUAUAGUGACAUAGACGAUGACUUUGAUGACGAGUGUUCCGAUGAUGAAUCGCUAGAUCCGGUUGGUCCAGUGGGAACUUUGCCCGUUGACAAGAUAGUUAGGAAGCUGAGGGAGAGACUAAAAUAGAGCCAAAAGUGUUACUGUAAUUGUUUGGUGUAAAUGUUGUAAACAUACUAAAAACCCAUAAGAAAAUGCUUAUAGAUCACGCAUUCCUUCAAUCAAAUGUUGACGCAUACCCUUAAGAUAAA